GUACACAAUUUCUUGUUUUUAUUUACGUAGUUAUGUAUUUUACUUAGUCUUCUAAUCAAAUAAAAAUUAUCAUUAUUCUGUGGCCAAUUAACGUUGACUUUCCUGCCUUUAUGUUACACUCAUAAGUUAGAGACUGGUGUUUAAGCAGCUACGACAACAAUUGACUAACGUACACAGACAUUUUUUGCUCCGAUAUAGUUUAGUCAAUUUUCUUCCAUUUUUUCACUUUUAUUAAGCUCGAAAAUAAUGUCACUGAAGCAGCCGUUGACUCGUUUGUCUCUUUGAGUGUCCUUUUGUAAUGUACAUGCAAAGAAACUCACUAGCACUCUGGCGUUUGUGCCAACCGUAGAUACGCACAAUACUGAGAUCUGCUGCUAAGCAGAGACUUUAUUCACCAUAGUUUUAAAUGUUCAAAAUAAUAUUGUAUUAGCGUUUCCAACCAAAUUUGAGCAUUUUACGAAGAACACGUGAAGGCAGCAUGAGAGUCCCGUCAUGACGUCACGUGGAGCCUUUGAGUCAGUCAGCUGAGGGAGGAACUUCAACAACAGAAAGUCAACCAGGAAACAGGCUGCUGAAACUGAACUACUGUCCAGGUCUGACGGCCAAACGACGGUAUCCACGGCAGGAACCUCACAGUUUAUCGGUACAGAUUGUUCAUUUGGUAUUUAAUUAAACACAGAGCAGCGACAUGGCUUCCCUUUUCAAGAAGAAGACUGUCGAUGACAUCAUUAAGGAACAGUCGAAGGAGUUGCGUGGCACUCAGAGACAGAUCACGAGGGACAGAGCAGCACUCGAGAAACAAGAGAAACAAAUGGAGGCAGAGAUCAAGAAAAUGGCAAAAAGUGGAAAUCGGGAGGCUUGUAAGAUUCUCGCCAAGCAGUUAGUUCAGCUGAGGAAACAGAAGAAUCGGACGUAUGCUGUAAGCUCAAAGGUCACCUCCAUGUCCACCCAAACAAAGCUCAUGAACUCUCAAAUGAAGAUGGCAGGUGCCAUGUCCACCACAGCUAAGACCAUGCAAGCUGUGAAUAAAAAGAUGGACCCUCAGAAGACAUUGAAGACCAUGCAGGACUUCCAGAAGGAGAACAUGAAGAUGGGCAUGACCGAGGACAUGAUUAAUGACACACUAGAUGAAAUCUUUGAUGAGUCUGGGGAUGAAGAGGAAUCUCAGGACAUUGUCAACCAGGUCCUGGAUGAGAUUGGCAUUGAGAUCACAGGAAAGAUGGUCAGAGCUCCAGCUGCAGGAAAGGCCGUUCCUGGUGCUGCCUCCUCCAAACAAGCCACCAUCUCCGACGACGAAAUUGAAAGACAGCUCCGUGCUCUGGGAGUGGACUAGUUAUCCGACUCCUAUUCGUGUUCACAUUGUAAUGGGUGAAAUAUCAAUACCAAUUGAAACAGACUCUGUCAGACACACUGGUUUUGUCAUCGUUCAAAUGCUGCAGGAGUAAACACACGCACACACACAUUCAUGCAUUCAGAGGCUAGCAGGCAGGUGGAUGUAUGUUGACUCAGAUUCUCACAUUCUUCAGCAGUUUGCCUUAAAGAUCACAAGGACAAAACAUCUGAUCUAUUUAUAUAAACAUUGUAUUUAUUGCAACCUUGGAGAAGCUAAAGCUUGAUGGUGGAUCCAACAAUACAUGCUAGACAUAAGGAAACGCCUACCCCAUUGUUUACCACCUUAUCUAUGGCUAUAAGGGCUACAAGCACGCAGAUGUGAACGUGGGAGUAGCUUUUUCUCUUCUGUUGUUUCAGUCUCAGCAAUCAAUCAGUAUCGAGAUGGAUGCUCUUUCUCAAGCAAAUUUUAAUGAAUAAAACAUGAUAAUUAAGAAAAGCUUAAGGGUUGCCAAUAAGCAAAUGGAA
Messenger RNA from Menidia menidia (Atlantic silverside), 1857 nucleotides. The record is from the annotation of a GenBank genome assembly. NCBI's taxonomy places the organism in Eukaryota, Metazoa, Chordata, Actinopteri, Atheriniformes, Atherinopsidae.